AUGCGCUGGUCACUAGCGCUUGCCCUCCUCGCUGGAGUGGCCUGGGCCGAAGACUCCUCCACAUCUACUUCCACAUCUGAAUCCUCUCAAUCCUCUGAUUCGACCACCACCACUUCGUCCCUGGCCCUGAGCGAUGCGACCACGGUAACGGACCCCAGUGCCGCCAUACCCACGGGUAGUUACGAGGUCUACGACACGACAAUCACCCUCGCCGAUGGGGAUCAGCUCACCUCCACCAUCACUGGAAACUCUUCCGCGACAACAACCGGCAAUGGCACCGUCGUUACCACCACCCACAACUCCGUCACGGUCCUGGUCGGAGGUGGCGGCACCACCACCCUGGGCAAUUCCAGUAUGAAUGCAACUGCGACCACAUCAAGCACAUCGACUGCCGUGGCCACCAAUACCCGACCAUGCAACAGCUACGCUGAAUUCUGCCAGCGCAAGUACUCCAACAUCACCAUGGUCGCCGCGCACAACAGUCCGUUCGUGCGCAAAGGCAAUGCUGCCGCCAACCAAGAUUUCACUGUCAAAUACCAACUGGAUGAUGGAGUUCGCAUGCUACAAUUCCAGGUCCACAACCAGAACGGUACAAUGGAACUUUGCCAUACUUCUUGCUCCAUGCUCGAUGUGGGCACCUUGGAGGCCUACCUCACCACAGUGACCGAGUGGAUUCGCAGUAACCCUUACGACAUUGUAACUAUUUUGAUAGGUAACUACGACUACGUCUCCCCAAGCCAUUUCGUCGACCCAAUUAAGUCAUCCGGUCUGUACGACUACGUCUACACGCCUUCCAAGAUCCCAAUGGCCCUGGACGACUGGCCGACUCUUUCAGAGAUGAUCAUCACCGGCAAGCGGGCUGUCAUCUUCAUGGACUACCAGGCCAACCAAACAGCCUACCCAUGGCUGAUGGACGAGUUCUCUCAGGUCUGGGAGACGCCGUUUUCGCCCACCAGUCGGGAAUUCCCCUGCAAUCAGCAGCGCCCACCAGGAAUUACCGUAGCGCAGGCUAAGGAUCGCAUGUACAUGGCCAACCACAAUCUGAACAUCGAAUUGAAUCUUGGUUCCAUUGACCUGCUUAUCCCCAACUCUGCUGUGCUCAACGAGACCAAUGCGGUUAGUGGCUAUGGCAGUCUUGGUAAGAUGGCGCGAAACUGCUCUGCCAGAUGGGAUCGUCCCCCGAACUUCCUUCUUGUUGAUUACUACAACGAUGGUAACUUCAACGGCUCUGUCUUUGACGUAGCCGCAGAGAUGAAUAAUGUCACUUAUAACAACCAGUCCUGCUGUGGAACUGACUCUGCUGCCGUUCCUGGCAUGUCCACUGUCACUGUCUCGACAAUGGUGCUGGUGGCAGCCGGUGUGCAGUUCUUCUUGUCCGCGUUCUGA
Messenger RNA from Penicillium longicatenatum, 1386 nucleotides. RefSeq lists its product as uncharacterized. The transcript has 3 exons. Gene Ontology annotation, molecular function: phosphoric diester hydrolase activity. Lineage: Eukaryota; Fungi; Ascomycota; Eurotiomycetes; Eurotiales; Aspergillaceae. Gene Ontology annotation, biological process: lipid metabolic process. The coding region runs from base 1 to 1386 and encodes 461 amino acids. The record is from RefSeq and is a predicted model, not a curated record.